Molecule: messenger RNA, 4928 nt
Organism: Nomascus leucogenys (northern white-cheeked gibbon)
Lineage: Eukaryota; Metazoa; Chordata; Mammalia; Primates; Hylobatidae
Gene: MTSS2
Product: MTSS I-BAR domain containing 2
Exons: 15
Coding region: 262-2505 (747 amino acids)
Biological process (GO): plasma membrane organization; cell projection assembly
Cellular component (GO): actin cytoskeleton; cytoplasmic side of plasma membrane
Molecular function (GO): actin binding; phospholipid binding
Source: RefSeq, a predicted model, not a curated record
CGCGCCGAGGCUGCGCAGCGAGCUGCCCGCGCCGCGCCGCGCCCCCCGCUCCGCCCGCCAGCCCCGCUGCGACAUGGCCCGCGCCGCCCGCCGGAGGCCCGCGACCCCGGAGUGCGGCGCGGCCGGCCGCUGAGCGCGGCCCGGAGGCGGGAGGCCCGGCCCGGCCUCGGAGCGAGCGCCCGCGCGGCCCGGCCCCCUCCCCUGCGCGGCUCCCCGCGCUCCGUGCGCCCCGCCGCCGCCGCGGCCCGGGCCGGCCCGAGCAUGGAGACGGCGGAGAAGGAGUGCGGCGCCCUGGGCGGGCUCUUCCAGGCCAUCGUCAACGACAUGAAGAGCUCCUACCCCAUCUGGGAGGACUUCAACUCCAAGGCCACAAAGCUGCAUUCCCAGCUGAGGACCACCGUGCUGGCUGCUGUGGCCUUCCUGGAUGCCUUCCAGAAAGUUGCUGACAUGGCUACCAACACCCGAGGGGCCACCAGGGACAUCGGCUCGGCGCUCACGCGCAUGUGCAUGCGCCACCGCAGCAUCGAGACCAAGCUGCGGCAGUUCACCAACGCACUGCUGGAGAGCCUCAUCAACCCGCUGCAGGAGCGCAUCGAGGACUGGAAAAAGGCGGCCAACCAGCUGGACAAGGACCACGCAAAAGAGUACAAACGAGCCCGGCAUGAGAUCAAAAAGAAGUCGUCCGACACGCUGAAGCUGCAGAAGAAGGCGCGCAAAGAGCUACUUGGGAAAGGAGACCUGCAGCCCCAGCUGGACAGUGCCCUGCAGGACGUCAACGACAUGUACCUGCUGCUGGAGGAGACGGAGAAGCAGGCCGUGCGCCGGGCACUGAUCGAGGAGCGGGGCCGCUUCUGCACCUUCAUCACCUUCCUGCAGCCUGUGGUGAACGGAGAGCUGACCAUGCUGGGAGAGAUCACCCACCUGCAGGGCAUCAUCGACGACUUGGUGGUGCUGACAGCGGAACCCCACAAACUGCCUCCCGCCAGCGAGCAGGUAAUCAAAGACCUAAAGGGCUCAGACUACAGCUGGUCCUACCAGACCCCACCCUCAUCACCCAGCAGCUCCAGCUCCCGGAAGUCCAGCAUGUGCAGUGCCCCCAGCAGCAGUAGCAGUGCCAAGGGUGGCGGAGCCCCAUGGCCUGGGGGUGCCCAAACAUACUCACCCAGUUCCACCUGUCGCUACCGCAGCCUGGUGCAGCCAGCCACCACCACCACUCGCCUCUCCAGCGUUUCCUCCCAUGACUCUGGCUUCGUCUCCCAGGACGCCACCUACUCCAAGCCCCCCUCGCCUAUGCCUUCAGACAUCACCAGCCAGAAGUCCUCCAGCUCUGCAUCCUCCGAGGCCUCGGAAACCUGUCAGUCCGUUAGCGAGUGCAGCUCCCCCACCUCGGACUGGUCCAAGGUCGGCUCCCAUGAGCAGCCCUCAGGCGCCACUUUGCAGCGGAGGAAGGACCGAGUGGAGCUCCUGCGAGACACAGAGCCAGGCCCUGCCAGUGGGAGCACUCUGGGCCCCAGCGGGGAAGAGGCACCACGACCCCGGAUGUCCCCUGCCACCAUCGCAGCCAAGCACGGCGAGGAGGUGUCCCCCGCAGCCAGUGACCUAGCCAUGGUGCUGACGCGCGGCCUGAGCCUGGAGCACCAGAAGAGCAGCCGGGACUCGCUGCAGUACUCCAGCGGCUACAGCACACAGACCACCACGCCCUCCUGCUCUGAGGACACCAUCCCCUCCCAAGGCUCUGACUACGACUGCUACUCCGUGAAUGGGGAUGCGGACAGCGAGGGCCCGCCCGAGUUUGACAAGUCAUCCACCAUCCCGCGCAAUAGCAACAUCGCUCAGAACUACCGCCGCCUGAUCCAGACCAAGCGCCCGGCCUCCACUGCUGGGCUGCCCUCCGCGGGGCUGCCCAUGGCCACUGGCCUGCCCUCAGGCGCACCCCCCGGCGUGGCCACCAUCCGCCGCACACCCUCCACCAAGCCCACCGUGCGCCGCGCCCUGUCCAGUGCUGGCCCCAUCCCCAUCCGGCCGCCUAUCGUCCCUGUGAAGACGCCCACGGUGCCUGACUCACCCGGCUACAUGGGCCCCACACGGGCGGGCAGCGAGGAAUGCGUCUUCUACACUGACGAGACCGCCUCACCCCUGGCACCGGACCUCGCCAAGGCCUCCCCAAAGAGGCUCAGCCUGCCCAACACAGCCUGGGGCAGCCCAUCCCCAGAGGCAGCCGGGUACCCCGGGGCAGGGGCUGAGGACGAGCAGCAGCAGCUGGCGGCCAACCGGCACAGCCUGGUAGAGAAGCUGGGGGAGCUGGUGGCGGGUGCCCACGCACUGGGCGAGGGCCAGUUCCCCUUCCCCACUGCUCUGUCAGCCACCCCCACGGAGGAGACGCCCACCCCGCCCCCAGCUGCCACCAGCGACCCCCCGGCCGAAGACAUGCUGGUGGCCAUCCGGCGUGGGGUCCGGCUCCGCAGGACCAUCACCAACGACAGGUCGGCGCCCCGCAUCUUAUGAUGGCGUCACCCUCCCCAUCCUCUCAGGCCCCAGUGUGAGCAGGUGGCCUGGUCUGUGAGCUGCAGGCACUCAGAGCAAAGGCCCAGCCAGGAGAGGGGACAGAGCCAGGGCAGAGGCCAUGCCACUUUAUGGAAAGAGACACCUCACUUGGAUUCCAGCAUUUAAACGGGAAGUGACUUCUUAGCAAGCCUGGCCAGGACGGAGCUUGCAGGCCUGGGCCUGGUUCGGGGUCUGUUUUAUGCUCUUCUGUCCCUCCUCUUUCUCCUCUCAGGCCCUGCCUCUUCCAUACCCAUGAGCACCAGAGCCAGGGCCCCCGCCCAUGACAGAGGGGCCGGGCUGGCCUCCCUUUCACCAUCCCGGCCUCUCCCAGGGCUGGUCCUGCCUCAGCUCCUCCUGGAAUGCUGGCCCCCCUCUCCCCUGCCUGAGCCCCCUCCUCCCCUCUUGCCUUCUCUCUGCCUCUCCCAGUCCCCUCUCCCUCCAGGAGGCGGGGCGGCUGUGGAGGGGCCAGGUACGCGCUGGGCUGGAUGUCUGCUGGGGGCCGGGGGCCAGGGCGGCAGGUUGGAGUUGGGCGGCCAGGCCCCCCGUGUGGGAAGGGAGUUCCAGGGCCCACGCCAAGUCUCAGGGAGGAAACCAGGGGCUGCUUGGGGGGUCUCAGGGGCCCUGUUUUGGCUCCCACUCCUCGCCUCCCCCACCCCGUGAGGCUGGCUGGAGGGGGCCAGGGCAGCUUCUUGGAAACUAGGGCAGCAGGGUUAGGAGGCCAGUGGCCCUGGGGUCACCGGCCAGCCACACAGGCACCGUUUUCAGAUGUCCACUUCUCAUUGGGUACAUCAAUCUUUUAACUUUGGGGGCAGUUUCAGCCACCUUUGGAGGGGGGGACUGGAGCAGUAGGAGGUGUGGGGUCAUUUUAUGAAUAUAAUAAAAUGGAGCUGAUUGUGGACGAGGACUGUGUGUGGGGGUGAGGGGACGAUACAGGGUGUUUGGGAGUGCCUGGGGGACGGCCCCCCCAGUGGCCUGGUGGUCCUAUGGCAGGAGGAGAAGGGAGGGACUUGGCUCCCCCAGAGCCCAGGGGAAGCCACUGUUCUCUGGCGUCUUGAGUGUAGCCAAAAUAGGGUUGGGAGGCUCCCGGCCUGUCUGCUAUGGUCUGAGCCGGCUACAAGCCCAGGUGGGGGAGCGAGUCUGGGAAGAUUGGCUUUGACUCUCUGUUGCCAGAGGAGAUGCCAUCCCAGGACGGCCCCCACUGUAGUCCAGGCUUACACUGGCAGCGGGGCCGGGGGAGGGGCAAGGCUGCCCCCACCCCACGCACCAAGUCACGCCGAGUCUCAGCAGGUAAAAGCACGUGAGCCUAGGGCAAGCGGAGGGAGUCCUGGUGGCCCCGCAGGUCAGGAGGGAAAGCAGGGCACAGAGGGCAUCGUGGCCCCAGGGCAGGGUCCUACCUGGGGGUCAGGAGCGCCUUGGUCUUGGUAGAAUGGAGCUGGGUCUGAGCCUCCCAGGCUUGAGCUCCUGGGAGUUCUUGUGCGGUGAGCUGGGCAGCUCCUGGGUAGGUCCGGGCACCAAGCAGGCCCUGAUGUGGACGGAGUCCCAUCGGGGGAGCUGAUGAAGAAUGGUCCUGUAAGUAAGUCACUAGGUCCAACAACUGCCUGGCCGAGCACUCAGCCUGCGGAGCUCAGGCCAACACCAGAGCCCCGGUUUUAGGGGCCAGGAGAGCAGGUGACCAAUUUGGGGUCUUGGGUGGAAUUUCUGCCACACAUUCUCCCCAGGGCUGCAGGGGUCUGCCGAGGCAGGGCAGUGGAGCAGGAUUCAGGAUGUGGUGGGAAUAGUGUGAGGGGCAGUGGGUAGGCAGGCCUGGGUGUCAGAGGUCCUGAUGGGAAAGGAGGCAGGGGCUUCCCAGAGAGGGGGGCUCAUGUGGCACAGCCCCCACUAACUCUGCCGUCCCCCUCCCCUGUGAGCCCCGGGGGCUGUACAUACUCUACUCCAUCCCCUUAUCCAUCCCCACCACCCUUGCAUCGACUUAGCAACCACCUCGUAGGCCCACCCACCUCGGGAUCCGAGCCAACCAUCCCACAUCACAAACCUUGGUUUGGGGGACUUUACGUUUAAUUUCUCAUUUUGUACAGAGAAAUAUUCUUUUCAAAAGCGUCUUUUGACUGAAGUAACUUUCCUGGUGCUGUUGUUAACUCGUUCCUUUUUUUAAUUUAUUCCCCCACCCCAAGCAGCCCUCCUGGUUCCUACUCACCCUUCCCCCCCCCCCACCCCACCCUCCAUCCCAUCUGAACCAUUUUGUUUCUUUUCUGUCAGAUUUUGGAAAAAUUCUCUCCUCCCCGCCCCCUCCACACCAUCCUCCCCUUGAUUUAAAUAGUCACUGCUACAAGUAACAGAUGCACUGUGAAGAUUCCAGUAUUAAUAAAGGUGUACUGUAAUUAACA